ACCUGUAUAUAACCACGCCUACCAGACUCCAUUCUCAGAACCAACCAACAGGGCGACCAAGCUCAAUUAUCUCAUCCAGCCCGACUACUCAGCUACCGCCUCCCCAGUCUCCAGCUCCUUCAACCUUGCUCCAUCCUUGAUCGAUACCUCUACAUGGCGAAGGUUCACCCCAACAUGGUGCCCGCGCCGGGAGCCGUCGACGAGGCGCCGUGCGCGCCGUCCAGCUCCACGGAGGAGCCGACGACGCUGACGGUGUGGCGCAAGUCGCUGCUGUUCGACUGCAAGGGGUUCACGGUGUUCGACGCCAAGGGCAACCUGGCCUACCGCGUCGACAGCUACGCCUCCGAGAGCGGCGACGAGGUCGUCCUCAUGGACGCGGCCGGCUGCCCCGCCUUCACCGUCCGCCGGAAGCGGUUCAGCCUGCAGGGCGAGCAGUGGCUCGUCUUCUCCGGCGAGGAGACGCGGCGGGCCGUGUACACCGUCAGGCGCAGCGGCCGCGGCAAGACGUUGGCGCACGUGACUGCGUGCGGGGGCGCCGGAGCCGGGCCGUCGUACGAGGUGGAGGGGUCCUACGCGCGGCGGAGCUGCGUGGUGUACGACGGCGAGCGGCGCGCGGUGGCGGAGAUCAGGCCGAAGGAGGUGGUCGGGACUGACGUUUUCCGCCUGGUGGUGCAGCCCGGCGUUGGCGUGUCGCUCGCCAUGGCCGUGGUGGUGGCGCUCGAGCAGAUAUUCGCCAGGCCGUCGCUCCUCAGGAGCUGGUCCACCAUAGAUUAGUGAAUUUAUUUGUUACAUCUCGAUUUAGUCAAGCUAGUCUUUUUUUUACCCCUUGCACUAAGUUUGGGGGGUUGGGUUGGAGUGUCAAUUGUGAUAGCGAGAGUCAUUCGCUCGAUGUGUGUGGGCAUCAGAGCAAAUCGAUCUGUUCGAUGAUGCCUCCCAAAAUUAUGAGGUUUUUCUUGGCCCAUGGAAGCCUUGCCUCC
Aegilops tauschii subsp. strangulata is the source of this 977-nucleotide messenger RNA. RefSeq names its product protein LURP-one-related 8. NCBI's taxonomy places the organism in Eukaryota, Viridiplantae, Streptophyta, Magnoliopsida, Poales, Poaceae. The record is from RefSeq and is a predicted model, not a curated record.